Molecule: messenger RNA, 928 nt
Organism: Ctenopharyngodon idella (grass carp)
Lineage: Eukaryota; Metazoa; Chordata; Actinopteri; Cypriniformes; Xenocyprididae
Product: vomeronasal type-2 receptor 26-like
Exons: 1
Coding region: 173-928 (251 amino acids)
Biological process (GO): G protein-coupled receptor signaling pathway
Cellular component (GO): membrane
Molecular function (GO): G protein-coupled receptor activity
Source: RefSeq, a predicted model, not a curated record
UUAUUAAAUCACAGAUGCCAUUGAGUGCACAGUGUGUCCAGAUGAGUUCUGGUCCAAUCUAGAAAAGGAUCAGUGUGUCCCCAAAGAAGUAGAGUUUCUAUCAUAUGAGGAUCCUCUGGGCAUCUCUCUGACCACUGCUUCUCUGCUUGGAACCUGCUUCUGUGCUCUUGUGAUGGUCAUCUUUACUCAUCACCAUAACACUCCCGUAGUACGUGCCAACAAUUCAGAGCUCAGCUUCUUGCUGCUGUUGUCACUCAAACUGUGUUUCCUGUGUGUGCUGCUGUUCAUUGGUCAGCCACACUUGUGGAAAUGUCAAUUAAGACAUGCUGUCUUUGGCAUAAGCUUUGUCUUGUGCAUCUCCAGCAUCCUGGUCAAGACUAUGGUGGUAAUAGCUGUGUUUAAAUCCUCUCGACCAGAGGGCAAAAGUGCGUUAAAAUGGUUUGGAGUAGCUCAACAAAGAUGCACAGUUCUGAUCCUAACAGCCAUCCAGGUUGUGAUUUGUGCAGUCUGGCUAUCAACUGCCUCUCCAACACCCCAUAAAAACAACCAGUAUAUCCACUCUAAAAUAGUAUAUGAAUGUGCUAUUGGCUCAGUGGCUGGUUUUUCUAUGCUGUUGGCAUACAUUGGACUGUUGGCAGCAGUAAGCUUCCUAUUAGCCUUCCUGGCGAGAAAUCUUCCAGAUAAUUUUAAUGAAGCAAAGUUUAUCACUUUCAGUAUGUUGAUCUUCUGUGCUGUGUGGAUUGCAUUUGUUCCAGCAUAUGUGAGCUCUCCAGGGAAAUAUGCAGUAGCUGUGGAGAUAUUUGCCAUUUUAGCUUCUAGUUUUGGAUUACUGGUGGCCAUAUUUGCCCCAAAGUGCUACAUCAUCCUUUUACAUCCAGAGAGAAACACUAAAAAAGCCAUCAUGGGAAGAGACACACAAAAGAAUUGA